AUGUCUGAUUGUAAGGCCAUUCUCACUCCUAUGGCCACCAUUGUUAAAUCCUCCACCAUAGGGGGUGUUCCAUUCUCUGAUGUGAGUCACUAUCGCCCUAUAGUUGGUGCCUUACAGUAUGUUACACUCAUAAGACCUGAUGUUGCAUUUUGUAUUAAUCGUGCUUGUCAAGCUAUGCAUUCUCCUAUUGAAGAGGAUUGGACUCUGGUCAAGCAAAUCCUGUGCUACUUGAAGGGCACCAGUUCCCAUGGCCUAUUCUUUGAACAUUCCCCCAACUUCACUCUCCAGGCGUUUAAUGAUGCCGAUUGGGCUAGGAGCAGCUCUGAUCGCCAUUCUACAGGUGGUUAUGCAAUCUUCUUAGGGCCGAACCUAAUCUCCUGGCAAUCUCGCAAGCAGAAGACCAUUUCUCGCUCUUCCACUGAGUCCUAA
Messenger RNA from Telopea speciosissima, 429 nucleotides. RefSeq lists its product as uncharacterized. The coding region runs from base 1 to 429 and encodes 142 amino acids. The record is from RefSeq and is a predicted model, not a curated record. The transcript has a single exon. NCBI's taxonomy places the organism in Eukaryota, Viridiplantae, Streptophyta, Magnoliopsida, Proteales, Proteaceae.